Messenger RNA from Biomphalaria glabrata, 1029 nucleotides. RefSeq names its product aquaporin AQPcic-like. Lineage: Eukaryota; Metazoa; Mollusca; Gastropoda; Planorbidae. The transcript is spliced from 5 exons. Gene Ontology annotation, biological process: transmembrane transport. The record is from RefSeq and is a predicted model, not a curated record. The coding region runs from base 1 to 1029 and encodes 342 amino acids. Gene Ontology annotation, molecular function: water channel activity. Gene Ontology annotation, cellular component: plasma membrane.
AUGGAGAGGUUGGGUUUUUUCUUCGGUACGGAUGAAGUCAAACAGUUCCACUGCUUGAAGGCGGCUGUAGCCGAGGUCUUGGGUACCUCCACCCUGCUAAUGAUCGGCUGCGGGGCUGUGGCGACGCUAAAUCCCCCCGACGGCGCCCCUCUGAUGGCGAUAGCCUUCUCCUUCGGCCUGGCUCUGACCUUGGCGAUCUGGACAUUCGGGGACAUUAGUGGCGCCCACGUUAACCCUGUGGUGACCGUUAGCUUCCUGGUGACUGGACAUAUGGGUAUCUCUAAAUGUGUCAUCUACAUCAUGUGUCAGCUACUGGGAGGUGUCUUGGGCUCCGGUUUCAUCUGGUUGAUUGUCCCCGUGGCGUGGCGGGGAAACGGUGGAAGCACUACACUGACCAAAGGUCUGGAAAUGUGGCAGGGUUUCUUGGUGGAGAGUGUUACAACAUUUUUACUGGUGCUGACAGUCUACGCCAGCAGUGACCGACUCAGGACCAACCACAGUGGACUCAUAGCCAUAAGUAUUGGAUUCUGUGUCACGGCCAAUAUUUCAUGGAGCGGCAAUUUGACCGGAGGAAGCAUGAAUCCUGCAAGAACCUUUGGACCAGCCCUCUGGUCAGGAACGUGGAAGGACCACUGGCUGUACUGGACAGCUCCAUUUGUUGGCGGUAUAACGGCGGCACUGCUGUACAAGAAGUUCUUUUCAGGGAAGGCACCGGAAGUGCAGGAAAAAAAGCCGCCAUUGAAGUCUCAGCUCAGGACAGGAAGCGGAAGACGCGGUUUCCUUGACUACACCAUUGACAUCGAAGGCCCAAAAGAGAGGAGCGUUGAAGGCGUUUGCCCGAAUCCAGCACAGGAAGGUUUGAUAGAUGCCCAGUCGACGAGUGUCCUAGAUAGGAGUUAUCCAAUCACAGAAGCUGGGAGCGUGGUGACCUUUACCUCCCGAGCAGAUGGUGGUGAUGAGGAAGUGGAUACUGUUCGUUAUCGGGACGUCAGCAGACGAUUGUCGAUAGAUGAGCUAAGCAAAGUCUAA